AGUGGGACAACGGCGCUCUUGUACGCCGCCAUCAAUGGCCACCCAACUGUCGUGCAAAGACUUCUAGACUGCGGUGCGGCCGUGGACCUGGCGAAUGAGAUUAGGCGCACAGCGCUGAUGUACGCCGCCCAGGGUGGCCACACACCCGUCAUGGAAAGGCUGAUCGACUCGGGUGCAGCUGUGGACCUUAUGGACAAGGACAGUUGCACUGCUCUGCAUCACGCAGCUUGGCACGGAAAGAUGCCGGAGGUGAAGCUCCUCCUUGAGAGGGGCGCUGACACAUCCAUCAGGAACAAGGAAGCUGAUACCGCUGCAGGACUGGCAAAGAGGAACAAGCAUCCAGAAAUUGCCAAAUUUAUCAAAGGCUGGAAAAAGUCGUUCAUCAAGAGAAUGUUUUGA
Molecule: messenger RNA, 399 nt
Organism: Ostreobium quekettii
Lineage: Eukaryota; Viridiplantae; Chlorophyta; Ulvophyceae; Bryopsidales; Ostreobiaceae
Source: the annotation of a GenBank genome assembly